CUAUAAAACCAUAUCUUCUUUUAUUACAGUGUCUUUCAAUUUUCAUCACUUUAUUACCAAAUUUAGUUACUUAUCUGCUGCUCCAGAGUUUCAAAAUUAAACUAGUAGUAUUGUCCAAAUAAAGAUCUUAUCCACUGUCCACACGUUUCGUAUUUUUUUCCUUGUUUAAACAACUGUUUUACCCCGACCAUGAUCUUUCAAAAUAUCUUCUUCAAAUCUUUCAAUCUCAACGACGAUUUUUGAGUGACCUUAAGUACUAAUCUUAUACGUCUUCUUCAUCAUCUUCAUCAUCUGUGUUUAUUAUCUGUUCAUAUACAUAUUUCCAGUUUAUCGUUUUUUUAAUUUUUUUUUCUUUCUUGGGUUUGUCAAAUUUUGUCGUUAAUCGAUGAAUUUGAUUGUUUUCAAGAUUACCCAUCUCUGGAAUCCACGAAAUUUCUCAGCUUUUCCGUGAUUCUUGGUGAAAUUUGUAAACUUUCACAAAAAAUUAGGGUUAGACACACACGCGAUGAGUCAUCAUCAUCGGCGAGAUUCCGGCGGCGAUGUAGUUCACGUGAUACCCACGAACAAUCCUCCGCCGGAUAAUUGGUUUCCCAAUCUCGGCGAUAGUGCCGUUUGGGCGACGGAAGAUGAUUACAAUCGAGUUUGGGCGGUGAAUCCCGAUAACAUCUCCGGCGAUAACAAUGGUCCUCCGAACAAAAAGACUCGAGGCUCUCCGUCGUCUUCGUCAGCCACUACUACUACCGCUACUACUUCCGCCGCGAGCAAUCGUACCAAAGCGAUUGGGAAAAUGUUCUUCAAGACGAAGCUUUGUUGCAAGUUUCGCGCUGGGACUUGUCCGUACGUGACGAAUUGUAACUUUGCUCAUACGGUGGAGGAGCUUCGUAGACCACCGCCGAAUUGGCAGGAGAUUGUGGCGGCUCAUGAGGAGGAGAGAUCUGGUGGUAUGGGAACUCCUACCGUUGCUGUGCCUGAGUUGCCGAGGGAGGAGUUUCAGAUCCCGUCUUUGGUGUCAUCGACGGCUGAGAGUGGGAGAUCUUUUAAAGGAAGACAUUGUAAGAAGUUUUAUACUGAAGAAGGGUGUCCUUAUGGAGAGAGUUGUACGUUUCUGCACGAUGAGGCUUCGAGGAACAGAGAAAGCGUUGCGAUUAGUUUAGGACCUGGCGGUUAUGGAAGUGGUGGGGGAAGUGGCGGUGGUGGUGGUUCUGCUAGUGGUGCUGGUGGUGCUGGAAAUAGCAAUGUAGUAGUGCUUGGUGGUGGUGCUGGUGGAAGUGGAAAUGGAAGUGGGAUUCAUAUUGUGAAGCCUUCUAAUUGGAAGACAAGGAUUUGCAACAAAUGGGAGAUUACUGGGUAUUGUCCCUUUGGUGCUAAGUGUCAUUUUGCUCAUGGAGCUGCAGAGUUACACAGAUUUGGUGGAGGACUCGUAGAAGGAGAAGGCAAAGACGGAGUAUCACCCAAUCCGGACACAAAGCAAACAGGACAAACCCCAAAAGGACAUUCAGACACAACGACACUUCUAUCUCCAGGAGUUCCUCAUAAUGUAGAUGCCAGUUACCACAGUGGAGUCGCAUUGCAACGAGCAACUAGUGCGGUUACACAAAAGCCUGGGAUCAGAACUCAUCAGAAGUGGAAAGGACCGGCGAAAAUCAGUCGGAUAUACGGUGAUUGGAUCGACGAUAUUGAAUAAAGUUAUCGCCUUUUGUUUUUACAUAUCGGUUAGAUAACUGGUAAGAAAAUUACAAUCUCCUUUUUAAAAAAAAAAAGUUUUUUACCUUUUAGUUUUCUGGUGAUGAUGGUACAGUUUGUAGAGUUUGUGUAUCUGUGUAAUCCUUGUAUCUCUUGUUGUGGUUAUUGUAUUGUAGAUUAUGACUUUUAAGAAGUUGAAAUAUCAUCUUUCUUUCUUUGUAUCUUUCUUAUGUCUACCAAUACCAAAAAUUUUAGAGGGAUU
This is a messenger RNA of Camelina sativa (false flax), 1945 nucleotides long. Its product is annotated as zinc finger CCCH domain-containing protein 12. The record is from RefSeq and is a predicted model, not a curated record. Gene Ontology annotation, molecular function: metal ion binding; mRNA binding. NCBI's taxonomy places the organism in Eukaryota, Viridiplantae, Streptophyta, Magnoliopsida, Brassicales, Brassicaceae.